AACGAACAAUCCCCUUUAGAAUAGUCCAUGAAAAACUUCAAAAACUCCCACCAUUAAAAUCAAAAUGUAUCCAUUGACAAGAUGAUGCAGAAGAAGAAGAAGCAGAGGGUGGUGGAAAGUACUUGAACAAACCUCACAAUCACCCCAAAACACCUCCAUAACCAAAGAUGUUAACCCUCCAAAAUAAGCACACAGCAGCAAAACUUGUAUCUGCAGCUGCCUCUCUAGCUGCCGUGGCUAUUCUAAUUCGAAAAAUCACCAAGAACUUCAUGCCCAGUGAAGUCCAUGGAUGCUUCUCCUCAUCACAACUUACCAUCAUCAUAGAAGAAUUCCAAGCUGGGGUUGCUGUAAAUAAAUUGUUUGAAGCUGCUGAUAUCUACUUGGGCGCAGACAUGGCUGGUUCAGUUCGAAAAGUUAAGGUACUAAAGGACAGGAAGGAGAAGAAGAUGGAGGUCACCAUGGACAGGAACGAGGAGAUGACUGAUGUUUUUGAGAACAUCCGAGUGAAGUGGACAUUGGUCUGUAAAGAGGCCAAAAACCCUAAUGGGAAUCUUGACUUACAAUCAGAAGAGAGAUCAUAUGAGCUGAGUUUCAGCAAGGAGCACAAGGGCCUGGUGCUGAACUCCUACCUGCCAUACAUUCUAGAAAGAUCAAAGGCUAUCAAGGAAGGGAACAAAGCACUGAAGCUUCAUACAGUGAUGAGCAGAAGCUGGCAGGCGGAUGCAAUCAAUAUCGAUCACCCCAUGACCUUCCAGACUCUGGCCAUGGAUUCAGAGCUGAAGAAGGCGCUGGUGGAUGACCUGGACAACUUCAUCAAUGGGAAAGACUACUACAGAAGAAUUGGGAAAGCUUGGAAGAGAGGGUACCUGGUGUAUGGGCCUCCAGGGACGGGGAAAUCAAGCUUGAUUGCAGCCAUGGCGAAUCACCUGAAGUAUGAUAUCUAUGACUUGGACCUCAGAGCCAUAUACAACAACUCAGAUCUCAAGCUGUUGCUGCUUGCCAUGUCCAGUAGAUCAAUACUUGUCAUGGAGCAUGUUGACUGCAUGUUCAAUAUUCUGCAGAGCCAAGAAGAAGAUUGCUCGUGGGCGCCUCGGAAAAAUCAGGUAACGCUUUCGGGUUUGCUGAACUUCAUAGACGGUGUAUGGUCAUUCUGUGGCGACCAGGGACGGAUCAUCAUCAUCACCACGAAUCACAGAGACAAGCUUGAUCCGGCUCUGCUGAGGCCCGGCCGUAUGGAUAUGCAUAUCCACAUGUCAUACUGCACCGUUUCCGCAUUCAAGCAGCUUGCCUUCAACUGCCUUGGGGUUAGGCACCAUCCUCUCUUUCAACAAAUUGAAGGGCUGAUCAGUAAGGUUGAGGUGACUCCGGCAGAAGUCUCGGGCGAGCUGAUGAAAAGCAAAGAUCCCGGUACCUCCCUCCAAGGCCUGAUCAACUUCCUCUGCAACAAAAUCAAGGAAGAUGGAGGAGAAGCUGCAGAGUAAAUGGAAAGAAUGCUGAAAAUAUUGAAUUUAAGGACAACAGAGGAAGAUGCUAAAUACAAUCUCAUUGAACCAAGAAUUCAUGGAAGAAAUAUGUGUUACAUCCUUAUUC
This is a messenger RNA of Vitis vinifera (wine grape), 1590 nucleotides long. RefSeq names its product AAA-ATPase At3g50940. The record is from RefSeq and is a predicted model, not a curated record. Gene Ontology annotation, molecular function: ATP binding; ATP hydrolysis activity. Bases 168 to 1481 code for a protein of 437 amino acids. Lineage: Eukaryota; Viridiplantae; Streptophyta; Magnoliopsida; Vitales; Vitaceae. The transcript has 2 exons.